UAAGAAAAAGGAAAAGAAGAAAGCAAGAAAGUUGAGCCAAAAAAUGCAAGACAGGGCAGAUAAAGAAGGCAGGUAGAAGAGAAUAAAGCCAAAGGAAAGACUGAGAAAGAAGGAGAUGAGGGAAAAAGGGAAGAAAAGAAGAGCAAAAAAGGAAUGUGGGCUAUAGGAAGAUGCAGGGAUCUUUCUUUAACGAACCGAAGUUACAGCUAUCUUUCACUUUCAAAUCAAUUGUCUAGAUCUUAUCCGUUUCCUUUGUAAAGGUUGUCUGCGCUGCUAAAGGAAGCUAGUUAGUACUCCUACUCCGCCCCACGCGUGGCUGCGCUGUUCUAUCCCCCGCCACUGAGAGCAAGUUCAACCCAAGUGAGAAGCAUCGCAGGAGCGCGACUUUGGGAACACUCCAGCGACUGGUUGUCACUCGGGAACCUAACAGGAUUAAUACCCGGAGAUGGAUUACGCUGUCUGUCACCAAUUCGCCUAAAGAUUAUAAUCCAAUUUAUGCCCAUUACAGUCAGUAUUAACUUUAUCUGCUAUUUUAAGACUCCCAGUUGUCCCUGGCGUUCUCAGAGGACAAUCUUCCACGUUCUGAUGCAACCCAGCAGGCUGUCAGGAGGGGCAACCUCCCCAAGAAAACAACUCCUAGCCUGGUCCCCGCGGGUCUGCACCCAGCAGCACUCCCAGUGUGCCGUGCAGGUGAAGCUGGAGCUGGGGCACCGCGCCCAGGUGAGGAAAAAACCCACCGUGGAGGGCUUCACCCACGACUGGAUGGUGUUCGUGCGCGGCCCGGAGCACAGUAACAUACAGCACUUUGUGGAGAAAGUCGUCUUCCACUUGCACGAAAGCUUCCCUAGGCCAAAAAGAGUGUGCAAAGAUCCACCUUACAAAGUAGAAGAAUCUGGGUAUGCUGGUUUCAUUUUGCCAAUUGAGGUUUAUUUUAAAAACAAGGAAGAACCUAAGAAAGUUCGCUUUGAUUAUGACUUAUUCCUGCAUCUUGAAGGCCAUCCACCAGUGAAUCACCUCCGCUGUGAAAAGCUAACUUUCAACAACCCCACGGAGGAAUUUAGAAGAAAGUUGCUGAAGGCAGGAGGGGACCCUAACAGGAGUAUCCAUACCAGCAGCAGCAGCAGCAGCAGCAGCUGUAGCAGCAGCAGCAGCAGCAGUAGCAGCAGCAGCAGCAGCAGCAGUAGCAGCAGCAGCAGCAGUAGCAGCAGCAGCAGCAGCAGCAGCAGCAGCACCAGUUUUUCCAAGCCUCACAAAUUAAUGAAGGAGCACAAGGAAAAACCUUCUAAAGACUCCAGAGAACAUAAAAGUGCCUUCAAAGAACCUUCCAGGGAUCACAACAAAUCUUCCAAAGAAUCCUCUAAGAAACCCAAAGAAAAUAAACCACUGAAAGAAGAAAAAAUCGUUCCUAAGAUGGCCUUCAAGGAACCGAAGCCCAUGUCAAAAGAGCCAAAACCAGACAGUAACUUACUCACCAUCACCAGUGGACAGCAAGAUAAGAAGGCUCCUAGUAAAAGACCCCCCAUUUCAGAUUCUGAAGAACUCUCAGCCAAAAAAAGGAAAAAGAGUAGCUCAGAGGCUUUAUUUAAAAGUUUUUCUAGCGCGCCACCACUGAUACUCACUUGUUCCGCUGAUAAAAAACAAAUAAAAGAUAAAUCUCAUGUCAAGAUGGGAAAGGUCAAAGUUGAGAGUGAGACGUCAGAGAAGAAGAAAUCAGCUUUACCGCCCUUUGAUGACAUUGUGGAUCCCAAUGAUUCCGACGUGGAGGAGAAUAUGUCCUCUAAAUCUGAUUCUGAACAACCCAGUCCUGCAAGUUCCAGCUCCAGUUCCAGCUCCAGCUUUACACCGUCCCAGACCAGGCAACAAGGUCCUUUAAGGUCUAUAAUGAAAGAUCUGCAUUCUGAUGACAAUGAAGAGGAAUCAGAUGAGGCAGAGGAUAAUGACAAUGACUCCGAAAUGGAGAGACCUGUAAAUAGAGGAGGCAGCCGAAGUCGCAGAGUUAGCUUAAGUGAUGGCAGCGAUAGUGAAAGCAGUUCCGCUUCCUCACCCCUCCAUCAUGAACCCCCGCCACCCUUAUUAAAAACCAACAACAACCAGAUUCUUGAAGUGAAAAGUCCAAUAAAGCAAAGCAAGUCAGAUAAGCAAAUAAAGAAUGGUGAAUGUGACAAGGCAUACCUAGAUGAACUGGUAGAGCUUCACAGAAGGUUGAUGACACUGAGGGAAAGACACAUUCUGCAGCAGAUUGUGAACCUUAUAGAAGAGACUGGACACUUUCAUAUCACAAACACAACGUUUGAUUUUGACCUUUGCUCGCUGGACAAAACCACAGUCCGUAAACUACAGAGUUACCUGGAAACAUCUGGAACAUCCUGAGGAUACAACAACUGGAUGCAUCAAAAACUAUUCUUUUUUUUUUGGUUGUGAUUUUUUUUUCUUGUUUGUUUAUAUGAAAACACUCAGAAUGAUGCAACCAAAAGGGAAAAAAUAAAAAUCAAACAACCUUCAGCUUUAUUUUUCUUUAAAGCCAGUCAUCAUCUCUUGAUAAAGGAGAGGUUAAGAAAACCAGCCUCAGCGGACCACUCUUCUCUCCAAGGAAAUUCUCUCCGGGAAGAGUUAGCCUGGAUAGCCUUGAAAACAAACAGAUCAAACACAAUACAAGAAAACUUAAAGAAUGUGUAUGGUAUCUUGUAUCUCUCUCUGCGGUGGUUCGUUCCACAGGACGAAUGCAUAUUCAACACACUGCCUUAUUACAUAACUGAUCUAUUUAUUAUCGCAUACAGAUAUUCUAGAGUCGUUGAGGGAAUGACACCACAAGACAUUCUAAGUACUUGGUCCCGUGGAUGCUCUUUCAAUGCAGCGCCCUUGCCAUCCCAAGCCCAGUGACCUUACUCGUAUACCGUGCCACUCUCCACCAACUUUUUCCAAGUCCCUUAACUCGUUGCAGUCUGUAUUUUUCACCUUGUUUUUCCAGUUCCAGGACACAACUGAUCAACUGGGGGGACCAAACAGCCACCCUGAUUUUCUUCUUUGUGGUCUUUUUCCUGAAAGUUGGGGCCCAGUCUUUGGCUGUAUCCAUAUAAUGAUCUUGGACCAUGGUAGAAAACGCACCAAAUAGGAUCAUAUGACUUGCUGUCUAGCCUUAGUCAAUAAAUCUGUAGGACUUUUAAACAAAUGUGUACCUGUAAACGUCCUGCAUUCAACACUGUCGAGCUGUCAUCAACAUCUUGUGUCUGUUUCACUGUUACAAUAGUAGAUAAAUAUGGAAGUGAAUGCAUUCCACAGGAUCAUCAUUUUUUUUAAAAAAAAAAAAGGAAUUCCAGUUCUGUUUUCUAAAGAAAUGUUGUAGAAAUUCUUAAUUUGGAGCUAUUUAUUAGAAAGAGUUUCAGCUUUCUUCAGCUGCCAGUGUGUUAUCCAUCUUUAUCAUCAAACCUGGAAUAAGAGAUUUUUGUUGGUUCACAUAUGAUCCUUAGACUCUUUUCUAUUUGAAAAAUUAAAAUCUUGGGGGGGGGAAAUUCUUGGUUAUUCUGCCAUAACAGAUUAUGUAUUAACUUGUAGAUUCAGUGGUUCGAUACCUGUUUAGUCACUUGCUUAUGUUUCCAGAAGGAUUUCUUGUAUUGGUGAAAAUAAAGAUGGUUGGGGAGGGGGGAUAUUUUUGUUCUUGAUGUACCCUGUUUUGAAACUAGAAAUCUGUCCUGUGGCAUGCAAAAGAAAGCAAAUUAUUUUUAAAAGAAAAAAAAAAAAAGAAAACAAAACCAAA
This is a messenger RNA of Sus scrofa (pig), 3754 nucleotides long. RefSeq names its product MLLT3 super elongation complex subunit (gene MLLT3). Gene Ontology annotation, biological process: positive regulation of DNA-templated transcription. The record is from RefSeq and is a predicted model, not a curated record. Gene Ontology annotation, cellular component: transcription elongation factor complex. Lineage: Eukaryota; Metazoa; Chordata; Mammalia; Artiodactyla; Suidae. Gene Ontology annotation, molecular function: chromatin binding.